CCCUGGGGGAAGCAGUUCCUAAGGGCCCCCCCCCUCCAUCGCCGUGCUCCCACACCCUCGACGCCCACCCGAUGGGCUGGCUCGGCGCCCUGGCGCUGCUGGGCGUCCUGGUGCUGUGCCACGGCCUGCGCCGCCCCAGCAGCCCCCAGCACCAUCCCCAUGUCCACUGCUACAGCGCGGGCGAGCUGCGGGACGGCGAGGCCCCCGCGCACCUCCUGGGCCGCAGCCUGCGCUGGGACCGCUACGUGCCGGUGCAGCUGGUGCCGCAGCUGGAGCGGUUACAGGAGGCCACCGGCCACCGCCGCCACCGCCGCCACCGCGAGCGCGCCUGCCCCGCGCUGCAGCUCCGCACCGGCCUCCACAGCGAGCCCAACGAGCGCUCCAUCUCCCCAUGGCGCUACCGCAUUGAUGAGGAUGAGAACCGCUACCCGCGCAAGCUGGCCUUCGCCGAGUGCCUCUGCAGCGGCUGCGUGGAUGUCAAGACAGGGCGGGAGACGACGUCGCUCAACUCGGUGGCCAUCCACCAGACCAUGAUGGUCCUGCGGCGCAAGCCCUGCCCGCGCCCCUCCGGCCCCGGCCUCGUCACCUUCGAGGUGGACUACAUCAGGGUGCCGGUGGGCUGCACCUGUGUCCUGCCCCGCACCGGGCGCUGACACCCCCCCACCCCAGCUCCCGUGGAGCCCCGUAGCGUGACCGUGUCACCACAUCCACCCUCACCCGUGCUUGUUUUAGAGCACCCACCCGGCACCCCCACCCCCCCCAUAGCCGGGUGUCCCCCCCAAACCCUCACCUUGUUAUUUAUGAGUUAUUUAUAAGCCUUGCUGCUGGGGGACUUUUUUUUUUGUUAACCUGUAUUUAUUGCUGACCCCCCCUCACCCCCGCAAAGGCUGCGACUCCGGGUCCAGCAUCACCCCAUGGUGCCCAAGACCCCACGGCCGGACCCUGCGAGCACUACCCGGGGGCUCGCUGGUUAUUUAUUCCCCUGCAGAACUAUUUAUUGUCUCCUCUAUAUGUGCUAUUUAAUGCCGGCAGCGUGCAAAUAAAGGCUGA
Phalacrocorax carbo (great cormorant) is the source of this 1050-nucleotide messenger RNA. The record is from RefSeq and is a predicted model, not a curated record. NCBI's taxonomy places the organism in Eukaryota, Metazoa, Chordata, Aves, Suliformes, Phalacrocoracidae.